UCAAAGUUAAAAACAGACUUUGUUAUUGCUGGGCGCUCGCUGACACGUUUACGGCUUCCCUCCUUCACGCAAUUUCGACGCAAGCAAAUCGGAUUUCCUCAGUCAAUUUUUGUGCAGAAAUUCAACACCUGGGCAACUAUAGUUAUAGUUAAAACUCCAACUGGAGAUUGCAGACGUUAACGGUGGCUGUGCAGCUGGAAGAAGAAAAGCCUUUUUUGCAGAUUGUGCGUGGAGAAUUUCCAGAGCGUCAUGGCGACCGAAGUGGAAACCUGGUCCAACGCUCACCCAGCAGACGCAGAGAACAAGCGCGACGAAGAUGAUGAGCUGAACGAGUUGGAGGUCAACGGUAACUGGACACCGCAAGAGAAAGCUCUUCAUGAGGCCCGACUCAGAGCCAAGGCCAAGAGGCGCCAACGCAAGGGCUCGUCCCGCAACUCCACCAGCGACUCUUUCUCGGAGUCUGGAGAGUUGGCGGGAGGUGACCCCAACAGUCCCAAAGGCAAAGUUCCCACCAAUGACCGCAAGUCGAGGACCGGCAAAGGGAGAGGUCUGCCGAAGAAAGGUGGAGCUGGUGGGAAAGGUGUGUGGGGUGCUGCAGGCAUGGUUUAUGAAGAUGAAGAACUUGACGUGUUGGACCCCAAUUAUGACGAGUCAGCUCAGGGAGACACAGUUUACGCCAAAGUUGUGCCUGAGUUGAGUGAGAAGGAGCUGGAGAAAAUAGUCAACCCCAUUGUACAGGAAUAUUUUGAACACGGAGACACCAAGGAGGUGGAGGCAUUGUUGAAGGGGCUCAACCUGGGCUCUCAGCGGUACGAGUUCUCGUCCAUGGCCGUGUCUCUGUCCCUGGAAGGAAAGGCCAGCCACCGAGAGCUCACCUCCCGCCUCCUGUCCGACCUUGCCGUGAAGGUGCUGUCCCAAAAUGACAUGCGACGGGCCUUUGAUAAAAUGCUGAAAGAGCUGCCUGAUCUCAUCUUGGACACGCCCGAAGCACCUCAGAUGUUGGGCCAGUUCAUAGCCCGAGCCAUCGCCGACCAUGUCCUACCAAUGUCCUUCCUGGAUAACUACAAGGGAAAAGUGGACUGUGAGCAUGCCCGAGUGGCUUUAGAUCGGGCCGCCGUGCUGCUGUCUAUGAAGAGGGCAAUGGUUCGCCUGGACAACGUCUGGGGUGUCGGCGGGGGGCUCAGACCGGUCAAACAUCUGGUUAAGGAGAUGAACCUGCUGCUGAAGGAGUUUCUGGUGUCAGGAGAGCUGCCUGAGGCGGAGCGGUGCCUGAAGGAGCUGGAGGUCCCACAUUUCCACCAUGAGCUGGUCUACGAGGCUGUGGUGAUGGUGUUGGAGUCCAAAGGAGACACUGUCAGUCACAUGAUGAUGAAGCUGCUGCAGUCGUUUUGGAAGUCGGGACUCAUCACCGUGGAUCAGAUGAACAGGGGAUUCCGCCGCGUGUACGACGAGCUCCCAGAGAUCAACCUGGAUGUGCCACAUGCCCACUCCAUCAUGGAGACGUUCGUGGACCUCUGUUACCAGGAGUCCAUCAUCACCAAACAGCUCAGGGACGACUGCCCAUCCAGGGGGCGCAAACGCUUUGUAAGUGAAGGCGACGGUGGCGCCAUCAAGAACUAGCUCAACAGAAGAGGGUCGUCAUCAUCAGGAAAGUUCCAGCUUCAUCCACACAUGCACUUGAGUCCUGGUUUCAGCUGCCACCAGUGAAGGAGUGAUUCAGUUUGACUUUAUAUGAACACUAUACGUAUAUAUAAAUAUAUAUUUCAUACCACAGUGGAGAUUCACUUACAUCUGUGUGUACAAGAAAACGCCAAUAAUACACAGGGAAAAGGUUACGAGGGAACUUUUUGAUCCGUCUGUGUGUAGGAAUAUCUUUUUGUAUUAUAGCAUUAUUAUAGCAUCUAAAUUCAGAAUACACAUUAUUCUAGAGUCAUAUACAUUUAUUUUCAUGAUGUACAUAUGAAAAUGUCAGUGGAUGAAAAAAAAUUGUACCAAACACAAUAUUGCUGUUAAAAGCCCUUGUAAUUUAACUGCAUUCGAGCGUAGUUUGUCCAACUACUGACUCAAGGAUGCAAGGCUGGAGUGUGAAGCAGGAGCGUGUUAUGUGAUGUGACUCUUCCUCUCCUGAUGAUGGCAGCGCGACACGCACCAGCUAGACGACCGCAGAAUGACCAGUGACCCGGACGUUGAGCACCAUUCACCUUCUUGCUACAGUCUUGUCUUUUGUAAGAGCUGUGAGAAAAACCAACAGGGGUCUUUUGUGUCAGUUUAUUUUUGACACGUUAUUUUUGUUUACGCUUUGAGCUCAUUCAGAGCCGUGGGUGGGGAUGCACUUAAUUCAACAACAAACUCUUUUUUUUUUUUUUUUUUUUUUUUUUUUUUGACACAAAUAAUUUGAAAUGAAUAUUGUUUUCCAUGUUAUUUUUUUUUUUUGUUGCCAUUUAUUAAUAUCCCGGAUUGUUGCAGCCGGAGUGAGACAGCUGGUUUUAGGAGACUAUUUGUAAAGUAGUACAAAUAGUAAGGAAUGUUUUGUGGUUGGAUGUUGCUUGAUGUCGUCGUCUGGAUUGUUUCAAAGUCAGUCAUGACUGUGCUCUCAAUUUGUUUAUAUGGCUGUAAAGAAAGCCACUUUUUCUUUUGUUCUGGGAAACUUGUUGAACUUUCUUCAUCUGUAACUGUCUUACAUGUUGACCAAAGUUUAAAUGUUGGUUAAAAAAAAAUCAUUAUUAAAAAAAGGCAACAAAAGAGUGUCUUUGCCAUCUU
Molecule: messenger RNA, 2760 nt
Organism: Synchiropus splendidus (mandarinfish)
Lineage: Eukaryota; Metazoa; Chordata; Actinopteri; Syngnathiformes; Callionymidae
Gene: pdcd4a
Product: programmed cell death 4a
Exons: 11
Coding region: 250-1620 (456 amino acids)
Biological process (GO): negative regulation of DNA-templated transcription
Cellular component (GO): nucleus; cytosol
Source: RefSeq, a predicted model, not a curated record